Molecule: messenger RNA, 1593 nt
Organism: Amaranthus tricolor (Joseph's coat)
Lineage: Eukaryota; Viridiplantae; Streptophyta; Magnoliopsida; Caryophyllales; Amaranthaceae
Product: ribonuclease 3-like protein 2
Exons: 4
Coding region: 123-1214 (363 amino acids)
Biological process (GO): siRNA processing
Cellular component (GO): nucleus; cytoplasm
Molecular function (GO): ribonuclease III activity; RNA binding
Source: RefSeq, a predicted model, not a curated record
ACCCUAAUAGAAGUAGUUCUUUUUCUCUCGUCCAAAUCCAAUAUCACAUUUGCUCUCCAAUCUUCAUCAACAUAUUCGAAAAAUCGAAGAAGAAAAUUAUUCUCCAAAAAUCCAUUACUUCAAUGUCGAUCUCAACCGACAACGGCGCUCUAACAAUCUCGCAAAACUAUGUUCCAUCUCCAAACGACACGGAUACCUGCGUUUCAGCAGUGGAAGAUAUACUAGGGUACACAUUUAACAACAAGAAGCUUCUAGAAGAUGCAUUGACACAUCCAUCGUGCAUUGAUUCAGUGUCGUAUCAACGACUUGAAUUCGUAGGCGACGCCGUUUUAGGACUUGCUUUUGCGAACUUCGUGUUUUUGGGGUAUCCGGAUGUUGAUCAAGGUAUUCUGUCUCUUCUUCGUGCCGCGAAUAUCAGUACAGAAAAACUCGCUCGUGUUGCUGUUCGUCAUGGUCUUUAUCGUUAUGUUCGUCAUAAUGCUCUUGCUCUUGAUGCUAAGGUUUCACUCGUGUAUUUGAAGGUUAGAGAAUUUGCACUUACUGUGCAAGCAGAAGACGAAAUUGCUGCUGUUUAUGGUGGCGCAGUAAAAGCUCCAAAGGUUUUGGCCGACAUUGUAGAAUCUGUUGUAGCAGCUAUUUAUGUUGACUGUGAUUUUAAUUUAAAGUUUCUUUGGCAGAUUAUUAGAAGUUUUCUGGAGCCAAUUGUUACUCUUGAGACUUUGCCGCUGCAACCUGUGACAAUGCUUUAUGAGUUAUGCCAAAAGCAAGGAAAAAAAGUUGAAUUUAGGCAAUGCAGGAAGGUUGACAAGAACAUUUGUAGUAUUUAUAUGGAUGGAAAGCUCAUCGCAACUGGAAUGUCUGAUCAGAAAGAUAUAGCCAAGCUUAACGCCUCUAAGGAGGCACUAGAGAAGCUUAACAAAUCUGCUAUCAACCACAAGGAUAUUAUAUAUAGAGUUGAUGACAAGAAUGAGAUAGAAGCUGCUAAGCAAAAGUUACAUGAGCUAUGUUGCAAAAAGAAAUGGCCUAAGCCAACGUACAGGGUUGAAAAAGAAGUGGGGCUAGCUCAUGACAAGAAGUUCAUAUGCUCUGUCGAGAUUGAAACAGUAGAUGUGAAGCUCUGGAUGUUGGGGGAUGAGAAAUCAAGAAUCAAGGAGGCUGAGAAUUCGGCUGCCUCCUUGAUGAUUCAUAGUCUUCUAAAGCCCAUCUAUAUGUGACACAUUUCAUCGUUAUGUUGAUAAUGAUGUACUGAUUGUUUGGCCCAUUCGUCUGUUGCAUUUAAGUGGAGGAAAUAUAGGAGUACUCGUGUUUCUCGUGUGUUUACCGCAGAUGUUUGGUGCUACAGGCGCGAGACACAAUACUGCUAUAUUUCCUUCUCCUAACUGUAACAGGGUAAUGGGCCUCUUUGUUUUGUCUCUAUACACUCUGCCAAGCCCUUCGAGUUGAGUAAAUUGUCUCUUAUAAAUUCAAUGUAUAUUUUUCGAACUUUGUUUAACGAUUUUUAAGUCCCUUUUUAUUUCAUGCAUAGAAAAACCAAAUAAGCAUAUUGUUUAGUUAACGAAACUGAUAUCUAUUUAAGAAUUUUUUAUUGUUUCA